AUGUUUGUCGAGCCGCAUCUGCCCCGGGGUCUUGUUGCUGUAUCGUGGAGCCUCACUCUGGGCUCGAUCCUGUGGACAACGUCGAUAAUAGCUUGGCGAGCGUGGCAGCACAGGAAGUUCAUCAAGUCCCAGCUGGGGGAAGGGACCGCUAGAACAAACGCCGAGAAAAUUCUCAGCCUGCUGAUAGAAUCUGGGGCAAUAUAUUGCUGCAUAUGGGCAGUGUACCUUGCGAUCUACUACGGACUUCGAACCGCGAUGUUCAUACCGCAAUCCAUCCUCGUUCAACUUGUCGCUAUAUACCCACUCACUAUAAUCAUCAUCGUCCACAUCCGAGCCACUUCCCCGAACUCGCGAUCGCAAAUCUCAUCCUUCUGCUGCGCAACGCCCCCUGAUAUCUCCUCUGGAAGUGCAGAUUCUGAUCGUCGCACACUCAGCUCUGGAUAG
Messenger RNA from Heterobasidion irregulare TC 32-1, 444 nucleotides. RefSeq lists its product as uncharacterized. NCBI's taxonomy places the organism in Eukaryota, Fungi, Basidiomycota, Agaricomycetes, Russulales, Bondarzewiaceae. The record is from RefSeq and is a predicted model, not a curated record. The transcript has 4 exons. The coding region runs from base 1 to 444 and encodes 147 amino acids.